AAAGGAUGAAAGGCAAAUUCGACCUCAGCGGAAUUUGAACUCAGGACGUAACGACAGUCGAAAUACCGCUAAGCAUUUCGCCCGGCGCGCUAACGAUUCUGCCAGCUCGCCGCAACACCCAAAGUACUUUUCGUUUCUCCAAGACGAAACCUCGCUCAGCGGACGAUCCAAAGGACAUAACUCUUGAUGACACCAGAAUAAUAAACCCAACCAUCAUGGCGCACAGACUGCCCUUAUGGAAACAGUCUAUUCCUAAGUUUCCAGUAUACUGGCAAGGCAAUCCACAACGCUAUUUAUUUCUUCCACAAUUUUGGAUGAAAAUGGUAAAACCAAAAGGAAAAGUUCCACCUAACAGAGUUCAUUUCAUUGUACAUCCACAAAUGAGUAAAAUUGAUAUAAGAAACUAUUUAGAGAAGAUCUAUAAAGUCCCGGUAGUAUCUGUUUCGACGAGAACCCAUGAAGGUGAAGUAAAGAAACACCCUGAAAAAAGAUAUGAUGCUUUCCGUGAAGAUGCUUACAAAAUGGCAUAUGUUCAGUUGGGUGGAGACCACACAUUUGAAUUUCCAGAUAUUUUUGAUGGAAAGAAAACCAAUAUUGAGAAAGAAAUUGAAGAAUUCCAAAACCUGAAGAAAAAACAAUCACUUGAUGAACAAAAGAAUUGGAGUAAACUUUCUUUACCUCCUUGGUUUCGAUAGUAAUAACCUUCACAAUAUUGUAGUUUUUGAAAUUAAUAAAUUUGCAGUUUGUUAUA
Molecule: messenger RNA, 751 nt
Organism: Octopus sinensis (East Asian common octopus)
Lineage: Eukaryota; Metazoa; Mollusca; Cephalopoda; Octopoda; Octopodidae
Product: 39S ribosomal protein L23, mitochondrial
Exons: 5
Coding region: 216-695 (159 amino acids)
Biological process (GO): mitochondrial translation
Cellular component (GO): ribosome; mitochondrial large ribosomal subunit
Molecular function (GO): structural constituent of ribosome
Source: RefSeq, a predicted model, not a curated record